Galeopterus variegatus (Sunda flying lemur) is the source of this 1361-nucleotide messenger RNA. It is a transcript of the gene MTIF3, whose product is annotated as mitochondrial translational initiation factor 3. The transcript is spliced from 3 exons. Gene Ontology annotation, biological process: ribosome disassembly; mitochondrial translational initiation. Gene Ontology annotation, molecular function: ribosome binding; translation initiation factor activity. The record is from RefSeq and is a predicted model, not a curated record. Lineage: Eukaryota; Metazoa; Chordata; Mammalia; Dermoptera; Cynocephalidae. Bases 329 to 1009 code for a protein of 226 amino acids. Gene Ontology annotation, cellular component: mitochondrion.
CCCCCUACGCAGCGGCAGGACCCGGGUGAGGAGCAACUUCCCCGCAGAAAACCCCCCCACGCCUUCAGCAUUUUUUGUCGGAGGAAUUUAUCCCACCAGCGGAAACGCGCUCGUCCCCAAGUCAUCUCCUUUAAAAGCCGCGGGCCCAAGCCCCGCCCACUACGGAAAGUGACGAGGUCUCGCCGCGGAGUCCGUUUACUGGCUCCUCCUGCCACACCUGGUACCAAUCGCCAACUCCGGCACAGGUAGAUAGUAAAGUAGGCUCCGUGGCAUAAGACUGAAGAACAAAGUAAAAUAAGUUUUCUUCCCGAGAAGAUACAGUUCCAAGAUGGCUGCUCUUUUUCUAAAGAGUUUAACACUACAGACCAUAAAGACUAAAAGUAAUUGUGUAGGAAGAUGCUUUGGUAAACACAUGGUGCAAAAGACAGCACCAGCACAGUUAUCCCUUAUUGCUUCUGACCCAAGACUGUCCUACCUAAUUCAUGCAAAAGCUUUUAGUACUGCUGAUGAUCCCCAGGAUGAAAGAAGGAAGAAAAAAGAGAAUGAAACAGAUUUUAGUAACAUCGGAAGAAAAAUUCGUGAGCGAAUUAUUCAUGUACUUGAUGAGAAGGGCAAUGAUUUGGGAAACAUGCACCGAGCAGAUGUCAUUAGACUCAUGGACGAGCACAACUUGAGACUGGUCCAAAGGAAUGCCAGCGCAGAGCCUCCAGAAUACCAGCUCAUGACCGGAGCCCAGAUCUACCAAGAACGCUUAAGGCUAGUAGAGAGGGGAAAGGCAAGUGGGAAAGAAGGUAGGUAUUUUGCUGUUUGUUCCCUGAAUCCUGUAGGACUACAGACCAGCAGUUUUCAUUGUGGCGUUGCCAAGGUGCACGUGACAGUGGGGAAAGAAGAAACUGGAAAACUCAUGGCUUCAUCACCAUUCUCAAUGUCUUUUUUUCUCCUUCAUCCUUCAGUUGUUUCCAUUCUUUUUUUCCCCUUGAUACCCUGUGUCCAUUAUCUCUUCCUUUAACCCUGUGUCAAAUGAAGGUAAACAAAGUGAACACUCCAGAACGGUGGACACGCUUUUGCCCUGUGUCCUGUAGCUUUGUGUCCUGAUGCAGUGGCAAGCAGAGGAAUGAUGCACGUCGUGAAAUGAGAUUCGCAAGAGAUGUGUUCAAGUUCCUUGUGCUAUCCGGGUCACUCACUUAACCGCUUUUUUUCCUUCUUCAUCUCUAAAGUGGAGGUGUUUAGUUAAUUAUACAGAAGCGCCUUUUAAACCCUGAAGUGAUUCAUAGAGCAUCAUGCCAAAGCAUUUUGUCACAGUAUUGGUACUGACACUCAUUGACAUAUUUGGCCAAUCACCUUAUGAGGUACUUGUCAUU